GAGAGAGAGAGAGCUCGGAUGGUCAGACUCCUUACUACUCACAGAUUCAGUCAGCUUAUACCAGUGGGCGAGGGUGGAGGUAGUGCCCCGAAUCCGAAGCGUCUUGUGGCAGGGAAGACUCACAGGGCAACCAACCAGCCAGCACCUCAGACUCAUCUCCCUCUCGCUAGUGUUUUCCUCCACCUCCUCCUCCUUCGUGGUAGCUGGUUUGACAGUGAAUACAUCCUCCUUCUCCUUCGUCCUCCUCCUCUUCCCUUGGUGCUGGAAAGAAGGGAAAGGAAAGGAAGGGAGGAAAGAAGGAAGAAGGGAAGGUGCAUCAUAGUGGACUCCCUUCAUACUGCCUGAGCGUGUGUGCGUCUCUGUGUACGUCUGUGUGUACGCCGACCUGCACGCACAUCGAGGCCUCAAGACCACACACACACCCGAUGAAAAACGCACACGCCCUUGAGAACCUCCGCACAUCCCUCAAAAUACGUACACACACAUACAUACACAGCUGUGGAUUUGACUUACACGCGUACAUAACGCUCAGAUAACGUAAACAGAACACGAAAAAACGCACAUAGAACCGUGUACAGUUUUAACACACACACACACACACACACACACACACACACACACACACACAAAUGCCCUUGGAAUAAAAAAUAACCGCACACACGCACAUACGCACACUGACAAGUACACACGCACAUAGACAUCCAUUAUAACACACACACACACACACACACACACACACACACACACACACACACACACAAAGGGAGGAUGACAGAACAUGGAUGACAGGAAACACAGCAUCCACAUCAUGACUUCUUCACCCUAGCUCAUCCACAUCCAUAGUUAGCUAAUCAUCCACAUCGUAGCUUGUGGAUGUGCCGUUGCUAAGACUGAAACAUCCAUCCCGCAUCCACCUGCAUUUACACCUUAUCCAUAUUCCUAUCCACACUAAGUUAUCCACAUUCUUAGCUAUUCAUUGUCAUCCAUAUCCUUUUCCUUAGUCUUGUUCAUACACCUUUUUAUACAUACAGAAGGUUCACCCAUACGAGCUCAUCCACAUUAUAAAUAGCAUCUUAGUUCAUCCACAUCCACUCAUCCACUCACCCACUCAUCCACUCUUCUCAUCCAUAUAGUUUACUCUCACCCACUCUUCCUCCUCCUCCUCCUCCUCCUCCUCCAUCCCGUCUUCCUCCACAUCAAACAAGACAUCUUCACCUCCUCCCACCUCCUCCACACACACACACACACACACACACACACACACACACACACAAUGGGCGGCCAAACGAGGGCGUGGGCGGUGCUUGGGUUGUGUAUGGCUGUUUGUUUCUUGGAGUGCGCGGGGGUGAAACGUCAACGCUGGCAGACCGAACUCUCGUUGAAGGAUCAGCUGCUGAACAACUACGAUAUGACCGCCCUGCCGCCCCCCGCCAACGAGCCCACGGUGGUCAGGGUCAGGAUAAAGCUGCUCCACGUCACCAUGGACGAGAAAAAGGAGGCCGUUCUCGCUGACGCCUGGCUCGUCAACGACUGGGACGACCCUCGACUUACCUGGCUGCCGGACACGUACAAUAACAUCACCUCCGUCGACUUCCCUCACAACGCUGUAUGGAAACCUGACCUCGGCAUCUACAACAGUGCUCAGAGCGGCGCCUACCACCAAUUCGGCGAGCGCUUGGUCAACGUCUCGUACACCGGGCGCGUGCUCUUCGUGGCCAGCAUCCAGCUGCACUACUCCUGUGUCGUGGACCUCACCUUCUGGCCCCACGACACACACAACUGCACGCUCAUGCUCGGCUCCUGGCACCACAGCGGGGCCAGCGUCGACCUGCAGAUCAUUGACGACAAGCCCCAGCUGGAGCUCAUGACGAGAGUGAACGAGGACGGAGGCACGCUGACGAGGGGCUGGUGGAGGCUGGUCGAGGGGAACUUGGAGAGGCAGGAGGAUCGCUACGACUGCUGCCCCGAGCCUUACGUGUCUAUCAAGAUGUCCCUCGUGCUCACCAGGGAAGCGCCCGCCUUCCGCUGGACCGUCAAGAUGCCUGUCGUGGCUCUGUGCAUCCUCACCUUCAUCAUGUUCCUGCUGCCGCCGUGUGCCGGGGAGAAGCUCAUCUUCGGGUCCGUCUGCCUCAUCCUGGACGUGCUCUUCAUCGCCUACACGUCCGUCACGGUGGCCCACGCGCCCUCACACACGCCCCUCAUCGUGAAGCUCGUGUGCCAGCAGCUCCUCCUUACCGUGUCCAGCAUCAUCAUCGGCGCCAUCACCACUCGGCUGGCCCGGGACCCGCACUCCUCGCCCCUCUCCCCGUGCCUCACCGCCUUCCUCCACCUGCUGUCUGGGGUCCUCUGUCUUGGGAACUACCGCAGCCUGGUCUUGCCGAUGCCCUGGCAGACCAUGAGGAGCGUGAGCAGACAAUACAGCACAUCGGUGAAGACAGAGGAGCUGGAGCUGGGGGAGAAUGGCCGGGCACAACUCUUCAAUAACUCCAACUCCAACAGCACUGGGAACGGCUCCAACCAUGUGCCCACCUCCUCCGCCUCCUCCUACUCUGGACUCGACUACCUCCUGCUGGCGGCUGUGAUCGACCGCUUGUGUCUGGUCAUCUUUGUGCUGAUCUUCAUCAUCAACAUGCUCACGUACAGCAAAGUCCUGUAAUUUACCGAGUUCCCUUUGUGUAGUGCAAUGGUGUGUCUUUCCUCGCCUCUGUCCGUUGUCCCGUGUAUUCGUGUAUUCUUAGUGUCGCUGUCUGUGUUUGUGUGUCUUUUAUGUUCUCUGUUUUUAUAGGGUUCUCACUAUCGAGUUUGUGUUAUAUAUUGUGUGAAUUGUCGGUUUGUAUUUCUUUUUUAUUAUUAGAUGUAGUGCUAUAAUCUUUCUAUUGGUGAUAAUGUAGCAAGAAAACAAUGAGUGGUUCCUGUGAGAGUUAGGAUAGAGUUUACACGGCUAACUGCAGAUUUCUCUCCUUUAUUUUGCUGUAAGAAAUAACACAAAGGAAGCAGAAUUUACCAAACAGUUGGACCUUCAUGAAUCAUUUCCAUACCAGUGACCCUUAGCACCGCAUAUUCGCUCUUCACACGUCAUUAACUCUUAACUACAUUACAACACCAGAAUUAAUCUUUAACGGCAUAUAUAGUGUAGGAUCCCUCAUUGGUGAUGCAUAUCUACGUCAGUCACUUUUGGGACUACAUUUGCUUAUAUCUUUCCUGCCACAGUCACACUACCAAGCUAACUGACGUAAUUUUUAGAAAGCCAGUUUUGUUUCACGUUGGAGGAUGCUCACAGCUGUUAUUUAAGCAGCAUGCAAUAGUCACCUUCUUCGGACUCAAACACUUGCUCUGAAUAUUAAGUCGCUCCUUGUAUACUGCUCUGCAUGCAUGUGCAGAAACACACACGCGGCUUGUAUAGCUGAGGACACUGGCCACGCACCUGCUCCUGAAUGCAUGUGUGAACCUUCAGCAUACCUUCCACAUCCAAAUCUUAUGUUAUCAGCUUCAGCAUAUUAUCUGCAGCAUGCCACUAUUUUACACUACAUUUCUAAUAUUUUUCCAUAAUACUAAAAUUAGUUCAUUGAGUUCUGCAUAUACAGAUGUGUUGUUUUUAUGAAUGCAAGGGAUAUUAUGAUAUGCUCUGAUUGAUAAGUUUUGCAGAUGAGAUGGACUUAGUUGAGCAGUGUUAGGUAGAGCAGCGGGGAACCAAAUUAACAGAAUAAUUUUGUUGUGUGUUUAGGUGUCUUACAACUUACAAGUGUGUGAUUCCCUCUCCUGUUGGACUCAGGCAGUGGUGGAGCCUGUGAAGGAAGGAGGGCAGAACCUUACCUUACCUUACCAUACCUUCCGAAGCUACUGAACGCAGGCCUUGCUAGUCCUUCAUGUCCAGAUCACUUUCCUUGGAUCCCAGGGAGUACAAGUGAUGGGUUGGGAUGGCAUCUGCGGCCUGACCAGAACAUUGCCAAGGUAUGCCACUUAGAAGGCUGUGCUGCAGUAGUAGUAGUAGCAGUAGUACAGGUGAAGUAGAAGUAUGUACGUCGUGAUAUCAAUAGUAGUGAUAGUAGUAGUAGUAGUAGUAACAGAAGCAACACAGUAGAUCAGUUUAUAAGGUAUUGUUUGAUUGUACAUUAGCAUUGGGUUCCUGUAUACUUUGGUUCUCUUCAUUGAUGCCAGAAUUUUCAGUAUGACAAAAAUGUGAUAGAUUGUGCAUUGGUUUUAGUGAGGCAGUAUCAGUGUGGCCUUUAUGGCAGGACUCAGUAAGGGUCCCUCUGGUAAGACCUUCACUGCAUAUACAUUGUGUGUGGCAGCAGUGGUUCUUAAAGGCACAUAAAUCUAUCCCAGCUGUCAUACUCAUGUUGAAAUAUGAGCCCGUCCGCUAAGCUCACCCGCCAAGCCUGUCGUGGCGUGUGUCAAAUAGUCUUUACGUGGGAUGAAGAAUUAUGUCCCUCUGAGCACACCUUCAAGGCCACAGGAUGCAGAGGGAAUGUGUUUGCUGUGACUGAACCUUAAUUCGUUUGUGGGUCUGUUGGGCAUGAAGAGACAGUGAAAAUUUGUGGGUAAUGAGAGGAAUGUUGAAUUUUGGAGUUUCUUUUCAAAUUUGUUGCCUUGGUGAGCCCUGUGCUGAUGUCAUGGGUCCUAGGGAUGAUAGGAAUGGAGAGUUUUGGAGUCUUGUGAGCCUGUGAGAAUUUGCAUGAUAGGAAUGGAAUGCCGUGGUCCCUUCCUCGUGUUCAGAGAAAUGAUGGUUUAAAUAAUGACUAGUUGUUGACAAGACUUCCAGUACUUUGUUGCUUUGUGUUGCUCAUUGAAAGGAGUCUGAUGGAAGUAGUUAUUAUUAUUAUUAUUAUUAUUAUCAUUAUGUAUUGUGUAUUACCAUUUAUUAUUAUUAUUAUUAUCUUUAUUAGCACUACUACUAUUACUAUUACUACUACUACUACUACUACUACUACUACUACUACUACUACUACUACUACUACCACACCACCACCACCACUACUCCUUCAACCACUGCUACGAACCAAUCUACAUGUGUACCUUUAAUUUGUGUUGUCCUGACGAGUGGCGGAAUGGCCCCAAUAUUACCUUAAUGACCCCUUAAUUAUUACCAUUGACAAACCUCUGUAGUGCGAACCAGAGGCGUGAAAAGGCUUAGUAAUUAGUGAGCACUCCAUCCCCUCCUUAACCUCCUCCCCCAAUUAGCGUUAAUCCGUGGACGUAAUUAAUUUUGUCAUAUGAGGCGUUCGGAGGGCAAGGGCGUAAGGGAACAAGACAUUUUUUUAUAGUUUGCGCUUAAAAAAUCCAGGUUACGUAUCCAGGAAGAUAAAGGUACCAGUUGUAAGGGAAAAUUGACCUUGUAAUUGGUGUUCUGAGGGUUACUUGUCCCCUUUUGUAAUUUAUAUCUUGUUCUUUCCAGCGCUAACUAAAGUAAAAGCCUUUGUCCCCAUGUUCCCUGCUAGACGCCUCAUACCACACCCUCUAAACUUUUGUCAUUGUCGUCUAUGUUAUGAUUUGUUGCUAUCCUCUGACGCAGCUUAGAGGAUGGGAAGGGGGAGAGAGAGAGAGGGUUGGAGGGUGCUUACAUCAUUCGCAGCUUUACUUGAUGUUGGUGAAUGAUAAGAAUGUGUUGCAGCGGCCCUAAUCUGCUGUGGCCUCAAUCAUUCCCUUGUGCAAUGACGAGAGGCUCAACUUUCCCAUGGAGCCCAAUGAUACCUUUUUCCUUGUGUGUGUGUGUGUGUGUGUGUGUGUGUGUGUGUGUUAGCCUACUACGUGUGAUGAUGUUUGGUAUUCUGUUUCUUAUUUCCGUUCCUGAUAAAAAUUUGAGGGUUACGAUUCGUUUUACCUCGUUUCCUACUUAACCAACUGAUACCUCUUUUCACACUGGUUUCUUUACUCUUUUCUGUGGUUCUCCGGGAGGUUUGAAGGUUACUAGAAGACAUAAUGGCACAAGAAGAGCAGUUGGUUAAAUAGGAAACGAGGCAUCGGCAUAUUUAAAAAUUUGAUGCCUGUAAUAACUAUGCUGGACCGCUCAGUGAAUCUCUUUGUGAUGUGUAUGUAAGGUCAGUGUAAAGCGAGUGACAACUGAACGCUGGAAAAAAAAGAGGAAAAAGUAUAAGAGAUGGAAAAAAAAAGAAAUGUAGGUUAUCCAAGACGUUUCUGACCUGCAUUACUCGUAGGAAAGCUGUGUGUGUGUGUGUGUGUGUGUGUCCGGGAACGUGUUAUGACGAGAGGCCAGUUCCGCGCUGCCUCAGUACAUCGCUUCUCUUUCCUUUCUUGUGGCUUUUCAUUUUGACGUCUGGCUCACUCACCUUCAGCGCCUUAUUUCGACUCUUGGCUGAGCUGUGUGCGUCCCUCUCCUUGUGUGUCCGGGAACGUGUUAUGACGAGAGGCCAGUUCCGCGCUGCCUCAGUACAUCGCUUCUCUUUCCUUUCUUGUGGCUUUUCAUUUUGACGUCUGGCCCACUCACCUUCAGCGCCUUAUUUCGACUCUUGGCUGAGCUGUGUUCGUGCUUCUCCUUCCUUUGACGUAUGGCUCCUCGGUGUGGCCUAAGAUAAACCAAAAACAUAUAGCAACAUUACCACAUUCGUCCGUCUCGUUCCGCUCCUCGCGACAAAUGGGUGCUCGGUGUGGCCUAAGACAAACCAAAACAUAUAGCAAUUUGACAAGGCUUUCGUAGGAGUUUUGAGCAUUUCCAGGGCUAGUUUAAUGACCCCUCUGGUAGUUUAACCCAUCUUCUGUACCGUGAACCUAAGAAAACAUAUUUGACAAGGCUUUCGUGGGAGUUUUGAGCAAUCAUAUUCGCCUGUCUCUUUUUUCCCCUCUCUUGACAAAUGGCUGCUUCGUGUAGGUUUAAGAGCCGUAUUAAAAGACACUUUCGCUUCUAACAUCAGGUAUUUCUAAAGGGCAAAGAGUGGGUCAGUCGGGUUCUAAUGAGUGUUUCUUGAGGUUCACGGUACAGAGGAAGGGUCAAACUACCACCAGGGUCAUAAAACUACCCCUGGAAAUGCCCACAACUCCUAUGAAAGCUUUGUCAAAUAGGUGUUCUUAGGAGGCGAAAUGUCUUACAAUACUUGCCAAAAACAGACUAAAACAUAAGACACCUUCCCACAUUCGUUCGUCCCUUUUCUUCUCCUUAUGACAAUGGUUGCUCGGUGUGGCUUAAGACAAACGCAAAACACAUAUAAGAAACAUAACCACAUUCGUUCGUCCCUCUCCUUCCUCUUGACAAAUGGCUGCUUCUUGUAGGCCUAAAACAAAGCAGAACAUAAGCAACCUUCCCACAUUCGUUCGUCCCUUUUCUCCUCCUUCUGACAAUGGGUACUCAGUGUUGCCAAGAUAAGCCCAAAACAUAUAAGAAACAUCACCGUUCCCCUCCUUCCUCUUGACGUAUGGCUGCUCGCUGUGGCCCAAAACAAACCAAAAACACUUAUAAAGAAUCGUUCCCACAUCCAGUACUCUUUAUGGCCUUAUUACUGACGCGUGGCCUCUCCCAGAAUGGCCCAACUUUUGACUUAUGGCCUGCUGGUAUGGCGAUAGGAACCUAGUGCAGCGUUCUUCAUCUUUGUUUUUAUUUGUAUGAUUUCCCUCAACGAUAUAUUUCCUCACAGUGCUUCAGGCCCGUAUGCUCAGACGCUUUCGGGUCACACAACUAUUUCUAAAGGUCACAAAGGAGAUUCUGUUUUUUUAUUUUUUAUUCAUGUUAUUUAUAUUCACGGUGCAGAAAAAACAGCCUUGUCAAACUAUCACUAGGCUCAUAAAACUACCAGAGGGAAAUACUACCACAUCCUCUACGAAAGCCUCUGGUAGUUUGAUCCUUCUUCUGUACCAUGAACCUAAAAAAACACAUAUUUGACAAGGCUUCCGUAGAAGUUUUGAGCAUUUCCAGGGCUAGUUUAAUGACCCCUCCGGUAGUUUAACCCUUCUUCUGUACCAUGAACCUAAGAAAACACACAUUUGACAAUGCUUUCGUAUGUAGGAGUUGUGGCCAUUUCCAGGGCUAGUAUUUUAACCCUUCUUCUGUGCCAUGAACCUAAAAAAACACAUAUUUGACAAUGCUUUCGAAGAUAGGAGUUUUGAACAUUUCCAGGGCUAGUUUAGUGACCCCUCCGGUAGUUUAACCCUUCUUCUGUACCAUGAACCUAAGAAAACACAUAUUUGACAAGGCUUUCGUAGGAGUUUUGAGCAUUUUCAGACCCCUCCGGUAGUUUAACCCUUCUUCUGUACCAUGAACCUAAAAAAACAAUAAUGAGAACACAAGUAAUCUCCUUUUCGGUCUUUAGGAAAUAGUUGAUGUGGGGGAUGGAAGCGUUUGAGAAUAGGUACCUACCGCAAGAUCUAUCCUACCGCAAGACCUUCCCUGGUAUGCGUGAGGAAGAGGCGACCCAGAAACUGAAGAACCUAACCUAGCGUGUCCGCGUCUUCCAGCCUCCGGUCGUGGCUUUGUAUAUACUGACGUAAGCGAUGACGUAAGGAGUUAUGUAAUCCCUGUUUGGGGUGACGAGGCGGGGUAGUGGCGUAGGGGAGGCGCCUGUGUGUGUGUGUGUGUGUGUGUGUGUGUGUUCCUCUCGCUCCCGCUCCCGCUGUCCCCGCCGAAUAUGUGCCCUCUGCUAGUUGCUUUGUGCUCGUCUGCUCGCCUGUUCUCCGCUCUCGUAUUAGCCUGAUGGAUACGCCCCUCCUCCUCCUCCUCCUCCUCCUUCUUCUUCUUCUUUUUCUUCUUCUUCUUCUUCUUCUUCUUCUUCUUCUUGCUCCUCCUCCUCCUCCUCCUCCUUCUUCUUCUUCUUCUUCUUCUUCUUCUUCUUCUUCUUCUUCUUCUUCUUCUUCUUCUUCUUCUUCUUCUUCUUCUUCUUCUUCUUCUUCUUCUUCUUCUUCUUCUUCUUCUUCUUCUUCUUCUUCUUCUUCUUCUUCUUCGUCUUCUUCUUCCUCGUUCUGAUAGCGCAUUAUUGGUUUAAGUGUCGGAUAAAUUCUUCAAACAUUUCUCCCUCCUCAUGUUAUAUCCUUGGUUAACUUUCCUCCUCUCCUCCUCCUCCUCCUCCUCCUCUUCCACUAACACCUCCUCCUCUUCCCCAACUGUCAUCAUCAUCUCCUUAUCUUCCUCCUCUACUGUCAUCUCCUCCUCCUCCUCCUCCAGUUCGACACACACUUUAGCUGAUCGAUGAGACCCUUCCCCCCUCCUCUCUCUCUCUCUCUCUCUCUCUCUCUCUCUCUCUCUCUCUCUCUCUCUCGUUUGUUAUUGCUCAUCAUUGAUCGGGGCGGCGCGUAAUUGGCUGCCCUGGGUGCGAGGGGGCGGAGCUUAUGCGUCAGGCUACGUUGGACAGACUUCAACAGGAGGCUUUGAACUGUCUAAUCUCGCUGCCGCUUUGUACAGACCGAGACCAACACGCCUCGAGAAGGGUGUUUGGCUACUCUAUUAUUACUGUUUGUCUUUUGUUUUCUUAUUCACGUUACCAGAAAAAAAGAGUAAUGGAUUGCUCUUCCUUGUAUUCAUUCCUGUGCACUGAUAUUCCCUGAUCUUUUUAAUAAUAAUCUUAGGUUGUAUAUAGGGAGGUAAGAGAAGUUUUGAGAACGAUGGAGUUUGCCGGAGAAAAAAUGGUUCCGUGCGUGUUGAAAUAUACAACGGAAACUCAAGUGAAUGUAUGAGUGUGGGUCGUAUUCCUGAUAACUGAACUUCAACUGUAUAGGACCUGAGCUUAACCUAGUAAUAUAAAUAAGGACUGUGCGCGUACUACCCUCGUGAGUGAGAGAGCUUGUAUGUAUAUAUUAUUGGAGGAACUUCGGUCGAUAUGUUUGGAGGUGAUGUGUGUGGUGCAUGUCUUUUUGUUGUCCGUAGCCCGGCACCUGAGAUAGAGAAGUAUUGGGAGGGUGAGGCGUCUGUACAUGAAGACUCGAGGGAAUUGUCUGUUUUGAAGACUUUGAAUCACCAUGUCUGUGCUUCGUGGUGAUGCUCUGAUGUCUGUGUCGGGCUGAAGGUGUCUGGGAAGGGUGAGGCGUCUGUGCGUGAAGACUCGAGCGAAUUGUCUGUUCUGAAGACUGGAUUAUCAUGUCUGUGCUUCAAGUCCUAAUAAUGCUCAAAUGUCUGUGUCUCUGUGUCUGGUGCUGAAUGUUGACUCUUGUAUGUGCCUUAGAGGAGCUGUGUUAGUGGGGAAGCCAGUGGUCGGAACAGUGGAUGUCUAGAAUCAGUGUUACUAUUUGUGGAAAUGAUCUGUGGUAAAAAAAAGAUGAAAUAGGUAGGAACAAGAACUAGUAUUGUGAAAAAAAAGAUAAAAUAAGUGAAAACAAGAAUCAGUACUGUGUAAAAAGAUGUAAUAGGUUGGAACAAGAACUAGUAUUGUGAAAAAAGGAUUAAAUAAGUGGGGAUAAGAACUAGUAUUGUGAAAAAAAGGAUUAAAUAAAUGAGAACAAGAACUAGCAUCAUAAUUGUCUUGUGAACAGUGGAUACCAAGAACCAGUGUCGCUACCUGCAGAAACUGUGUAAACGAUCUGUGUCGUGAAAGAAAAACACGUACAGUUAGUGGAAACAAGAACUAUUUUUUUUAGUAGUAUCGUAUUUGUGUUGUGAAAGAAGGUGUGGUCCAUGCCGUAGACUGCUGUAUCCUGUGAUUUUAUUGAAGACAUUUCGUGAACGGUCAUGGAUAGAGCAUUGACAUGUAAAGAAGAAGAAAAAUAAAAAGAAGAAAAAUAGAAAGUACCUAGUGAACUGGAUUAAAGAGGAGUGACAUGUAAAGAAAGAAGAAAAGAAAAGAGAAGAAAAAUAGAAAGUACGUAGUGAACUGGAUUAAGGAACAGUGCCAUGUAAAGAAAGAAGAAAUAGAAGAUAAAAAAAACCUACCUAGUGAAUUGGAUUAAGGAGCAGUGCCAUAUAAAGAAAGAAGAAGAAGAAGAAGAAAAAUAGAACCUACCUGGUGAACCGGAUGGCUGUCGAUGCAACACCUAGGGUGAAACGCGAAGAACCAGCGGCGAAGGAACUCAUACUUGCUUGCAGUGCUUCAGCGUCCCUAUUGCCGGAGACCUGAAACACGGAGUAAACAAAGUGACUGGUCUUCCCUGUGAUUGGUGUUGACGCUUUCGUGUUGUCAUCCAGCGUUGUGACUUGAGGAAAGAAAGAGAGAGAGAGAGAGAAAGAUUGAGGCGGUGUCGUGGAAAUCGUAUAAUUGGCUUUGUGGUGAGCUCAAGAAUCUUUUAAGGAUGUAGAGAGAUUUAUGGUGAGCUCAAGAAUUUAUGAAAGAAAGUGAAGAGAGUUAUAGUGAGCUCAAGAAUUUAUGAAAGAAAGUGAAAAAAGUUAUGGUGAGCUUAAGAAUUUAUGAAAGAAAGUGAAAAGAGAGUUAUGGUAAGCAAAAAAAUAUAUAUGAAAGGAAGUGAAAAGAGAGUUAUGGUGAGCUCAAGAAUUUAUGAAAGAAAGUGUGAAGAGAGUUAUGGUGAGCUAAAAGAUAUAUGAAAGGAAGGGAAAAGAGAGAGUUACAGUGUUACAUGUUUCUUCAGGGAUGUGGAAAGACAGAGUUAUAAUGUUACGAAAUGUAAUGUGUAAUGUGAAGGCAAUUUUGGUGUUACAGAAUUAUAAAAGAACGUGAAGGAGAAAGAUUUAGUGUUACAUAAUUGUAUAAAAGAGGUAGAUAGAGAGUUACAGUGUUACAUAAUUGUUAAAAGGACAUAGAAAAAGAGUUCAAGAGUUACAAAAUCAUGAAAGGUCGUGAAGAGAGAGAGAGAGAGAGAGAGAGAGAGAGAGAGAGAGAGAGAGAGAGAGAGAGAGAGAGAGAGAGAGAGAGAGAGAGAGAGAGAGAGAGAGAGAGAGUUCUAUCGUUACAAAAUUAUAAAAGGACGCGAAGAGAGAGAGAGAAUUCUAAUGUUACAAAAUCGAGUGUUGUGAUUAGAAGGUUGCCCCGAAUUGUGAUUGGUGCAAAAUGCCAGUAUAUCCGUGCUUCUGCUGCUGCUGAUGAUGAUGGUGAUGGUGUAUAGAGGCAGCGGGAAGAAAACCACCACCACCAUCAUCAGCAGCAGCAGUAGCCGGUCGUUACAAUACAGAGCGUAAGUGAGCCCCAGUAUGUAGAGGGAUGUUAUUCUGCACUACUAAUCAAAAGUAACAAUAAAACCCAGAUACACCUUC
Molecule: messenger RNA, 12076 nt
Organism: Eriocheir sinensis (Chinese mitten crab)
Lineage: Eukaryota; Metazoa; Arthropoda; Malacostraca; Decapoda; Varunidae
Product: acetylcholine receptor subunit alpha-1-A-like
Exons: 10
Coding region: 1274-2656 (460 amino acids)
Biological process (GO): nervous system process; chemical synaptic transmission; regulation of membrane potential
Cellular component (GO): membrane; neuron projection; synapse
Molecular function (GO): neurotransmitter receptor activity; extracellular ligand-gated monoatomic ion channel activity; transmembrane signaling receptor activity
Source: RefSeq, a predicted model, not a curated record